Molecule: messenger RNA, 6942 nt
Organism: Oncorhynchus keta (chum salmon)
Lineage: Eukaryota; Metazoa; Chordata; Actinopteri; Salmoniformes; Salmonidae
Product: anoctamin-1
Exons: 27
Coding region: 54-3893 (1279 amino acids)
Biological process (GO): chloride transmembrane transport
Cellular component (GO): plasma membrane
Molecular function (GO): protein dimerization activity; chloride channel activity
Source: RefSeq, a predicted model, not a curated record
UUUGUCCUCCAUCUCAUUUUGCCUCACGCUUCUCUCUCUGCGUCACCAUCGCAAUGAACAGGUCCUCCUUGCGCUCUGAAGCGUGGAACGGCACGGAGCGUAUGCGUGUUGCCAGGGCGAUGGGUGAGUCAUCAUCUGUCCAAUCUGAGAAGCUUCGCUCAUUGGCUUGCUCGCUCUCUGAGAUGGGAUUGGAUAAUGGAAAUCCCCCGGGCAGCGCGAAGCAGCCUACCACGGAGCCCACCAUAGAGCUUGGUAAAGGAACAUUCUUUGCAGACGGCCAGAGGAAGGUGGACUAUAUUCUGUGCUAUAACUAUAAGAAGAGGAGGAUCUCCCUGCAUCGUCUCUCCCUCACAUCUCAAGCAUCCAAUGGGAGCCUUCCGCUACCCAACAUGCUGAGACGAGAUACGCAGCCUGAGCUGGAGGCAGGGUUGCCAGAGGGGGAGGAGUCUCAACUGAGUGAGGAAGAGAAAGCUAUGAUGAGGGAGGAGUUUGAGUCUGGGCUGUUGGAGCAGGGCCUGCAGCUGGAGAGAGACAAGGAGUCUAGGUCCCAGGGUAUAGGGUUUAUCCGGCUGCAUGUUCCCUGGGCGACGCUGAGCAGAGAGGCUGAGCUACAGAAGAUCAAAGUGCCAGUCAAAAAGAGUUAUGAGUUGCGGCAGCCUCAGGGCAUCGCGGGGAAAAUAGCAUUGUUGUAUCAAACCCUGAUCAAACCCUUCCGACCUGAUGUCCCAGAAACACUAAACACACAGUCCCACCAGAACCGAACAAAGACCCUCUCACACCCCUUCUCCAGAGACAAGCUACACCUGUUUGAAAUCAAGUCACAGGACAUUCUAUUUGACUACUCCGUACGCAGCAGAAUAGUCAAGGAGAUAUUGACACGCACCGCCUGUACACAGACUUGCCAGGCCACUGGUAUCUCAUCGUUAUUAGCUACUGGUGUCUAUAACUCUGCCUUUCCUCCACACGAUGGGUCAUUCACCAGGAAAGGAGGGCGGGAUCAGAGGAACGACAGACAGCUCCUAUAUGAGGAGUGGGCCAACUAUGGAGUGAUGUUCAAAUACCAGCCAUUGGACCUAAUCAGGAAGUAUUUUGGGGAGGCGAUUGGUCUGUACUUUGCCUGGAUGGGAGUUUACACCCGGAUGUUGGUCCCGCCCUCUCUACUGGGCCUUAUAGUGUUCCUCUAUGGUGUCCUCACUGUCAACACUAAUGUGCCCAGCCAGGAGAUGUGUGAUGACAGUCUGAACUUCACGAUGUGUCCACUGUGUGAUGCGGUGUGUGACUACUGGAAGCUGAGUUCAGUCUGUUCGUUGACUCGAGCCUCUUACCUGUUUGACAACGGAGCUACCACCCUCUUCGCCAUCUUCAUGUCCCUCUGGGCUGCUUUUUUUCUGGAGCACUGGAAGAGGAGGCAGAUGUGUCUGAAACAUGCCUGGGAUCUGACCAGUCUAGAGGACGAGGAGGAAACCCCCAGGCCAGAGUAUGAUCAAAUCCUACAAGAGAAGAGACGGAAUAAGAGCGGGACAAAAAGGAGGAGUGAGCUGGGUGGAGUGGGGUAUGGCGAAGCAGAGGAGGGAGAGAAGGACAAGAUGCUCUCACAGAGGGAGCAAGAGUCAUUGACUUUGGAGGAUCGGUUGCCAGGAUACAUGAUCAACGUGUCCGUCGUUCUAAUGAUGAUGGGGGUAACGUUUUCCGCAGUGUUUGGAGUGAUCCUGUAUCGUAUCACCAUGCUGUCUAUCUGGUCCAUGAACCCAGACCCUGAGGCCAAGGCCUCUGUUAGGAUGACCGUCACCACCACUGCCAUCAUCAUCAACCUGCUUGUUGUAUUGAUACUGGAUGAGAUCUACGGAGCUAUCGCUGUCUGGCUGACUAAACUGGAGGUUCCUAAGACAGAAGCGGAGUUUGAGGAGCGUCUGAUUCUGAAAUCGUUUCUGUUGAAGUCCAUGAACACCUUCGCUCCUGUCUUCUAUGUGGCUUUCUUCAAGGGCAGGUUUGCUGGACCUCCAGGGGACUAUGUCUACUUGUUUGGCCACUUCCGCAUGGAGGAGUGUGCCCCACCAGGCUGUCUGAUAGAGCUGUGUAUCCAGCUUAGUAUGAUCAUGUUGGGAAAACAACUCAUCCAGAACAACGUGUUCGAGAUUGUUAUACCUAAACUAAAAAAAAUGUACAGAACAUACAAGGAGAAGGAUAAAGGAGGAGAGGAAGAUGAGGAGGAGGAGGAGACGAAGAGGCCUAAGCAACAGUGGGACAAAGACUUCUCUCUGGAUCCCUAUGAGGGGCUUAGCCCGGAAUACAUGGAGAUGAUAAUCCAGUAUGGGUUUGUCACCAUCUUCGUGGCAUCGUUCCCUCUGGCUCCUCUCUUUGCUCUGCUCAACAACGUGAUUGAGAUCCGCCUCGACGCUGCCAAGUUCACCACAGAGAUCCGUCGCCCAGAUGCUGUGCGCUGCAAAGACAUAGGAAUUUGGUUCAACAUUCUCAUUGGAAUCAGCAAGUUUUCUGUCAUUACAAAUGCCUUUGUGAUCUCGUUCACCUCUGACUUCAUUCCUCGGACGGUGUACCAGUACAUGUACAGUCAGACUGGCAGCAUGCACGGAUUCACAGAACACUCCCUGUCCUACUUUAACGUGUCCAACUUUGAGGCUGAUUCCUCCCCCUCCUCUACACUAUUUACUGGAGUCACCAUAUGCAGAUAUAAAGACUACAGGGAUCCACCAUGGGGAGCUCAGCCCUACUCCUUCUCUAAACAGUACUGGUCUGUCCUGGCAGCUCGAUUGGCCUUUGUCAUCUUCUUUCAGAACCUGGCGAUGUUCCUGAGCAUGCUGGUGGCCUGGUUGAUCCCCGACGUUCCUCGUUCUCUUAAAGAACAGGUCAGGAAAGAGAACAUGUUGCUGAUGGAGUUCCUUGUUCAGGAUGAACAGGAGGCCCUACGCUCCAGACUUCCACACCGCUCCCCCACACGACAACCUGCACAAACACAUAACACACACUCACACAUUGACAUAGUGGUGGAGGGGUCCGUGGGAGAAGAGGGGGCGGAGGAGGAGGAGAAGAUGGACAGAUCAGGACAGACCCAGAGCCCAGAUAGCACUGACCCAGCAGAAGGAGGAGACGAAGGAGGGGGAAAAGAUGGGAGAGGAGAAGAGGGGAAAGAAGAAGGGUCAGAAGAGCAGAGUGAAGGAGUGGGAGAAGACGGGAGAGAAGGAGCAGAAGGGCCAGACCAGGAGGAAGUCUCCGUUGUGGAUCUGGACUCUGUUAUGGACCAGCUGAAUCUGUCAGACCCAGAGCCGUCCCAGAGCCUAGCUGACAUGGAGCUGCCUGUCUCUGGAGCUGCCCCACUGGAGCAGGAGGACGAGCCACCAUGCCCAGACAGCCCUCCAGCUGCCCCAAUAGGGGACACAGCCUCCCCCGAGACGCCCCUGGCCAAGACCCACCCAGCAAGCCUGAAGGCUGCAGACAGCAGGCUGUUCUCCAGAGGCCCUCCCCUCAUAGAUUCAGCAUACUCCAGGACCAAGGGCCGCUGCUCCACCCUGCCUCCCAAACAGAGAGGGCCUGAGCCAGGGCACAGCCGGCCCCGACCCAGCCACUCAACCAGCCUCACGAAGUUCCACCUUCCACCUCUACAUCCUCUGGCCCCCUCACCUUCCCCUACAAACACCCCUCAGUCACCCCCUCCCAAGCCCCUCCCCCACCCUCCCAAGCCCCUGUCUCACAGUGAACUGUUCAUGCUGAAGGGGCCUCCCAGAAGAGAACCAGGAGGCUCAAGUGCUAAGGGGCGCUGCUCCACUCUGCCUGCCCGCCAGCGAGGUCCGGAGGCUGGGGAGAGCUCGUCCAGACCGAGCCAUUCUUCCAGCUUCAUCCGGCAGGAAGACCGUAUCCCCCAUCCCCCAGUGAACUAAAACAAGACACCCCGGUGUGUGGAGAGGGGAAAUAGAGGGGGAGGAUUAGAGAGGGACAGCUGAGUCUCAUCAUCAGAGAAAUUGAUCCGUCCAUCUCUCCGUCUUCAUCCACCCAUCUCAUCAGAUGCAACACUGACUUGGUUGUAGAAACCAAAUGGACCUGUUCUUCUUCUAACGCAUCGGUUAAUGGCUCAGGUCGAUUCACUGGGUUUAUAAAGGAGAAUGAAGCGGAAUAAACCAGGAUAAAAGAGAGUAGAGGAGAAUAAAGGAUAAUAAAAUGUAUUAAAGGAUAAUAAAGGAAAAUAAAUCAAGAUAAAGAAAAAUAAAGGAGAAUAAAAUAGAAUGAAGGAGAAUAAACAAGAAUAAUAAUGGGGAAUAAUGGGGAAUAAAGGAAAAUAACAUUAGAAUAAAGUAUAAUAAACCAAAAUAAAUUAGAAUAAAGGAGAAUAAACCAGGACAAAUGAGAAUCAAUGAGAUUAUAAACUGGGUGGUUCGAGCCCUGAAUGCUGAUUAGCUGACAGCCAUGGUAUAUCAGACCGUAUACUAUGGGUAUGACAAAACAUACAUUUUUACAGCUCUAAUUACGUUGGUAACCAGUUUAUAAUAGCAAUAAGGCACCUCAGGGGUUUGUGGUAUGUGGCCAAUAUACCACGGCUAAGGGCUGUAUUCAGGCACUCCUCGUUGCAUCGUGCAAAGAACAGCCCUUAGCUGUGGUAUAUUGGCCAUAUACCACACCUCAGUGUGUAUUAUUGCUUAAAUAUACCGGGACAAAGGAGAAUAAACCACAACCAAAAAUAACAAAGGAGAACAAACCAGGAUAAAGGGGAAUAAAGGAGAACAAACCAGGAUAAAGGAGAAUAAACCAGAACAAAGAAGAAUAAUAGAGGAGAUUAAACCAGGAUAAAUGAGAAUAAAGUACAUUAAAGUAUAAUAAAGGAGAUUAAAGGAUAAUAAAAGAGAAAGACCCAGGACAAAUGAGAAUAAACGAUGCACAAAUCCAGGAUAAAUGACAAUAAACCAGAACAAAUGAGACUAAACCAGGAUAAAUGUGUAAGAGGUGCGUAACGGGCUGCAGGGAAGUCAGGCGCAGGAGAGCAGAACUGGGUAACAACCGGAGCAGUUUAAUGAGGAAAACCAACCUGUCGCAAACCAGUCUAAUGCACACACAUUUUACAACAAACAAUUCCACACAGGGUACUAUACAUGUCACGUAAUGAGGGAAUGUAAACCAGGUGUGUGGGAAAACAAAACAAGACAAAACAAAUGGAAAAUUAAAGGUGGAUCGGCGAUGGCUAGAAGACCAGUGACGUCGACCGUCGAACGCCACCCGAACAAGGAGAGGAACCGACUUCGGCGGAAGUCGUGACAAAAUGAGAAUAAAGGAGAAUAAACCAGGAUAAAGGAAAAUAAAUUAGGAUAAAUGAGAAUAAAGGAGAACAGGUUUUGGUGAUUCUGAGACAACAGUUCGUUAUCAAUAAAAUGUCACAAUACAAUUUGAUUUUGCUGCUGGGGGGGCAAGGAGAUCCACAGCUCUGCUAAAACCAUUGACAACUAUAUGCUGUUUUCAAGGGAUUGUUAAAUAAAUGUUCACUAUUAUUCCCCAUUUAGCUCCAUCAGAGUUUUACAGGAAUCGGUAAACAUCAAUUGAUCAUGUUUUUUCAGCUAUGUGAAGGUAGCCAGAUUCAUUUAGUAUGUAGCUAGCUAGCUAAAGCAGGCAACGUGUCAUUUAGCUUCAUCAGAGAUCAGGGUUUUGGAAAGAGUUUUACAUUGUCAGUCGGACUACUGUCAUCACCACUAUAGAUGUCAAGCAAAUGAAACAAUAUUUGGAUUUAGCCAACUAGUUUAUCCCCUGAAAGUUGGCUUGUUAACUAGCCAUAUUGCUGUGAUCUGUUAUUAGCUUGUUAACUUGCCAUAUUGCUGUGAUCUGUUGUUAGCUAGCUAGCCAAUUUGACGUGGUCCAUAAAUAUCAUGUCUGUCAGCAGCAAUUGGGAUUAAACACUCUUAAAAACGGGAUAAUGUUAGCUAAGUCUGCUAAGUAGGCCUACGUUGGUUGGAGAAAAAAGUACACUAGGUCUACUUACCACUAUGUUUAGACAAAUGUACAAAGUUUCUACCGGUAGCUAGAAAAGUGAACAGUAUCAGCUAACAGUAACGUUACAUUGGCAUGUGGGCCCUUCUGCUGCUUGACAGCCAGACCCCACAAAGGAUGGGAAAUGAACCUUAACCACUCAUACUUGUCAGGUAUAGUUACAUUAUAUCACGCAAAUAUCCAAUUAAUGGUGGUCAAUAUUGAGAGAUAUCGUGAGGCUACCCCGACGUAGCUGAAAUUACAUGAUCGAUUGAUGUUUAAUGAUCAUUAAAAACAUGCAGAUACUUGCUGUAUAACUCUGAUAGAGCUAAGUGUGCUAAAUUGUUUUGCACGGAAUAGUCUGAAAUGUGUAGAUCUGACUAUGCUCUUCAAGAGGUGAUGAUAUUACAACCAGAUAGGUAACAUUCCAAUAACGAUCCCUUGCAAACGGCACGCAGUUGUCAAUGGUUUUAGUGGACCUUGCUCCCUCAGCAGGCAAAUCGAACGCUCUGCACCUUAUUGAGUCAUUUUGUUGAUAACGACCGUUAAGGCCUCAGACCGAGAAUGUCCCAGUGUUCUAACUCUCUCAGCCACGAAGAAGACACUGCUGCCACUCACACUGUAUUGUUAUUGCCAGACGGAACUGGACCAAACCGGGCUGAACUGGACCAGACCAAACAAGACCACACCAGACAGAGCCAGCUCCCCUCCCCCAGAAGACACAGGGCCAAUCUGAAAUGGCACCCUAUUCCCUAUCAGGCUCUGGCCAAAAUAACUACACUAUAUAGGGGAAUAGGGUGCCAUCUACUCCCAGUAGACCCUCUAUUUAGUAUUUAGAUCAACAGUAAUAACAGAGCUAUGCUUGUAGAUGUAUUAUAUUACAACUGUGUGACAUUUUGAUAAUAUGAAAAUCAUUUACUUUUGUUCAUAAGAAAAAAAUCUAUUAAAAAACAAACAUUUUUGUUAUGAGUUUUCUCUUGU